UCUAUAUUCGUUGGUUAUAUUGAAUUCAUAAAUAAAUAUCUACAAACAUGGCUGAUGAAGAGAUGGAAAAAUUUGAAAUCUCUAAGUACGAUUUAGAAAAUGAAUUCAACCUUACUCGUCCUCGACGGAAACGAACGAAAGAACAAGAGAUGCUGGGUAUAUGGGCCCAGGAUAGUGACGAAGAAGAUGCAAGGCCGUCUUUUAGUAGAGCGCCAAAAAACUACUCUGCACCUGUUAACUUUGUAGCCGGAGGUAUCCAACAAGCUGGAAAGAAAAAAGAAAAAAAAGAAGAUGAGGAGGAGGAAGAGGAUGAGGAUGAUGAUGAUGAUGAUAACGCUCACAUGAGAAUAAGAAAUAGUUCUAGUGAGUCAGAAAAAGAAGAAGCACCAAGGAGUCGUGCCACCUCUAAAAGCGCUUUCAGUUUUCUGAGCAAUGACAUUGCUGGCUUGAGGAAAAAACCGAGCACUGUGAAUCCGGAAAUAAUGAAAACAGGAAUCGGCACUUGGGAGGCUCACACUAAAGGAAUAGGUGCAAAAAUACUCAUGCAAAUGGGGUUUGAACCUGGCAAAGGUUUAGGAAAACAAUUACAAGGUAUAAGUGUACCAGUGGAAGCGCGUUUGCGAAAGGGUAGAGGUGCCAUUGGCGCUUAUGGUCCCGAAAGCAAACCUAAGCUUGCAGAAACAAAGUUGAAGAUUGAAGACAAUGAAUCCAAGAAGGGUAAACAGCCUAGGGUCUCACAAUGGAGAAAAGUUGACAAAAACGAUAAGAAAAAGUCUGGCUAUGUUUAUCCGAGUGUUGAUGAAGUUUUGGAGGAUGGCAAGUUCAGACGAAACAAGCAUAUUCCAUUAAUAAACACCGAUAUUGUAAAAUGUAAGGUGACUGAUAUGACGACGCCCGAGCAGCGCGUAUUCAGUAGUUAUCACGCAUUAGGGAAGCGACAGGUGCCACCUGACAGUAAUUUUUCUGCAACUGCGGAUAAACAAACGACGAAAGUCAACUUUGCUUUACCAGAAUUGCAACAUAAUUUAGACACUAUAGUAGAGAUGUGUGAACAGGACAUUAUUCAAAAUGACAAAAAGAUUAAGUACUUUGGGGACAGGGUGAUUACCCUCGAGGCUGAAAAGAAAACUUUAGCCAAAGUCGUGGACCAGCAUGCUCAGUUGAUUGGAACGUUAGAAAAUGUUUUAGCCAUGGUUAACAAAUUAUUAGACAGAAACGACGAAAUGAGUUUAAGAGAGACAGCCGAGGCUUUUAAAAUCUUACAAGACAGGCAUUUCGAUGAAUACAAAAUGUACGAUUUAGGUGAAUUAGCUAGCAGUCUUAUCAUUCCAAAAAUAAAAGAGCACCUCGCUAGCUGGGCUCCCUUAACUAAUCCAAAACUACCAUUAUCGUUAUUCAAAGAGUGGAAAGACAUUUUAGAAUUCGGUAUACUGCAUCAUCAUACAAAAGCUAUGAGUCCAUAUGAUCAGCUCGUCUGGAAUGCAUGGAUGCCAUCAGUUCGUGCUGCAGUGCAAAAUUGGGUAUGCAGACAGCCAGAGAAUCUCGUUGAUUUGUUGGAACUAUGGUUGCCUCUACUUCCUUCUUGGAUUCUAGACAACCUUUUGGACAUGAUAAUCCUUCCGAAAUUAACUUUAGAAGUAGAGGACUGGAAUCCUUUAACAGAUACCAUACCUAUCCACACGUGGAUUCAUCCUUGGUUGCCAUUAAUGAAAAAUCGAAUGGACACCUUAAUAUAUCCAAUAAUCAGGCGAAAGCUCGGCUCUGCUCUCUGCGCCUGGCAUCCAUCAGAUCGCUCGGCCAGACUGAUGCUGCAGCCGUGGUCGCAAGUCUUUGCGAAAGGAGAUAUGGAUGCCUUCUUGGUCAAAAAUAUCAUACCAAAGUUGCAAAUUGCCCUGUCCGAAUUCAUCAUAAAUCCACAUCAACAGCAUCUAGAUCAAUGGUAUUGGGUUUACGAUUGGAAAGACAUGAUUCCCAAUUACACAAUGGCAGCAUUGUUGGACAAAUUUUUCUUCCCAAAAUGGUUGCAAGUCUUGGGACUCUGGUUAAAUCAUACCCCGGAUUACGAAGAAGUAACUCAUUGGUACACAGGAUGGAAGAACAUGUUGAAUGAAAAAUUACUGGCAGAACCAACAAUCAAAGAGCAUUUUAGAAAAGCCUUGGAAAUGAUGAACAGAGCAGUUUCAAUUCCUCAAGGAGGACUUCAGCCGGGUUCGGUGGAGCAGGUAUCUUACUUAACGACCCUCGAACGCAGUCAAACGCAGAUGGCUCAAAUGUCACAGCCAAGAAUGGAGAGACUAGCGGAAGCCGUCAGAACGGCAUCUCAAAUGCCACAGGGCUUCAAAGACUUGGUACAGAGAAGAUGCGAGGAAAGGGGCAUUUUAUUCAUGCCCCUCGCCAAUAGAUACCGCGACGCAAAGCAAAUUUACAAAAUCGGCAAUCUUCAAGCUUAUAUAGACAGUGACAUAUUGUUUGUCUGUCACAAUGGCGCGAACUGGAUGCCAAUGAAUCUCAAUACUUUGUUGGACACGGCCGAAAUAAGUUGAAGCUAUUAGUAUUUCUAGCAAGUUGUAAUAUAAAAUUUCUGUUCGUCACGGACAUUGUAUAUUUGUACAAUUAUAAACAUGUAUAUUUAAUAUAAUUUUAAAAUUAUGCGGUAUCACUUGAUGUGACAUU
This is a messenger RNA of Copidosoma floridanum, 2673 nucleotides long. RefSeq names its product septin interacting protein 1 (gene sip1). Gene Ontology annotation, molecular function: nucleic acid binding. The record is from RefSeq and is a predicted model, not a curated record. Gene Ontology annotation, cellular component: U2-type post-mRNA release spliceosomal complex. NCBI's taxonomy places the organism in Eukaryota, Metazoa, Arthropoda, Insecta, Hymenoptera, Encyrtidae. Gene Ontology annotation, biological process: spliceosomal complex disassembly.